UCCACUCAGCACUGGUGGAAAGCACUCUCAGAACGCGGGAGCAGAGAGGAGGGAGUGCCACAGUGCAUCUCCUGCUGGCAAUUCACCGAUCCUGGGGGAGAUGUUCACCAUCCCUGAGGAGCACAACUUAACUCUUUUGUCCAUCGUUUUGGAAUACUUUAUUUGUUUUUAAUUCUUUAUGUACUAAGAACCAAGACAGAUUCCAGGCGAAUAAGAUUUUUUUAACCUUCAUAAGAUAGUCCUCUUCCCACUGUUUGCUGUUUUUGAAGCUGAUCUUCGUCCUGCUCUGGUGGACCUGUCUGCUGUUUGUCAUGGUCGAGAAAGUGGGGAUAGUCAUUCUGCUCUGUCUGGGCUCCGCUUCCAGUGAGCUCCAGGCAGCUGAUCAAGACUCACAGUCAGGAACUUUGGAUUUUGGGUUUGUUCCCUCCGGAGUUUACGAAACACAUGCCUAUUAUGAACCCGGACCCAUAGGGAUUCUCUUUCACAUGGUCCACGCUUUCUUGUAUGUGGUGCAACCCAAUCCAUUCCCCAGAGAUCUCAUCACCAAACUAGCCAAAGAGAACUACGGAACGCUACAAGCUCAGUAUCAGAAGGCCAUCUACUACGAGAUGGGCUUCGUGGUGAGCGCAGCGCUGGGCGCGCUCUUCGUGCUGCUCGUGCCCCUGGUCGGCCUCUGCUUCUGCAUGUGCCGCUGCUGCGACAACUGCGGCGGCGAGAUGCACCAGCGGCAGCGCAAGAACGCCGACUGCAAGCGGGGCUUUUUCACCGGCAUGCUCGCCGUCACCUCAUUCAUUAUCACAUUGGGGGUCCUGUGUGCAUACACAGCCAAUCAGAACCUCAGCUCCCAUGUCAAAAGCAUGAAGAGGCUAGUCGACACCAACAUGAAAGACCUCAAGCUGUUUGCCAAUGACACUCCAGUGCAAAUUGACUAUGUUACUGCGCAGUACACUGUAGUCAAGAAAAAAGUCCUAUCUGACCUUGACAACAUUGGGGCCCUGCUUGGUAAUGGGAUUCACAGUCAGCUUGGCAAAGAGGUCCUCCCUGCCCUCGAUGGUGUGCUGAGCGUGACUGAAGCUAUGCAGGAGACCAGGGAGGCGCUAGAGAACGUGAGAACGGCACUGGACACCCUACAGGACGGCGCCGGCAAGCUCCAGGCAGAACUCAACGGCAUCCGCACCAGCCUGAGACACACCCUGAGUGACCCGGCCUGCUUCGACAGUGCAACCUGCAACGACAUCCGCGGCACGCUCAGCCAGCUCGUCACCGGGGCCAACUUCUCCGCGCUGCCAGAUGUAAGUGGAGAACUUGCCCGAGUGGACGCCGUUCUCCAGACUGACCUGAGCAACAUCGUUCAGAAGGGGUAUUUAUCAUUUAACGACACCCCCGCCUUGGUGAAGCAGCAGACGAAGGACGUGGUUUCAGGUGCCAAGGACAUACUGGAUGGCAUUGGCACCAACAUCGCCUCCUUCUCCAAGAUGUUCCCCAUCCACGCCACCCUGUACAACUUCACCGUCUACCUCACCCAGAGCCAGGUGAAGAUCGAGGCCUUCUACCCACAAAUCGAGCUGAUGGACUUCUACAGAUGGACGGGCUGCAUUGCUAUAUGCUGUUUGCUGGUGCUCAUCCUUUCCUUUAAUUUCCUGGGCCUGCUCUGUGGUUACUGUGGUUACGACAAGCACGCCUCGCCCACCACCCGCGGCUGCCUCUCCAACAUGGGUGGGAACCUGCUUAUGGCUGGCGCCGGCUUCAGUUUCAUCUUCUCCUGGGUGCUGAUGGGGGUGGUGACCGUAACGUUUGUUGUCGGCGGCAAUGUGGAGAAACUCCUGUGCGAGCCCUUUGAGAACAGGGAACUCUUCAAGGUCAUAGACACCCCAUACAUGGUCAGUACAAGCAUGAAGAAUUUCCUCCCAGGAAUGCUCUUCCAGAACCCUCAGAUCGACCUGACCCUGGAGAGUGUCUACAGUAACUGCAAAGAAGACAAGGGUGUUUUCUCUGCACUGAAGCUGGACAACAUUUUCCAUGUGAACAGGUUUUUGAACUCCAGUGUGUACACCAGGGACAUGGCCAGGAUCUUUGAAGACGUCAAAGUAGACUUGAAGGGUAUCGUCCUGCUCGAGCUGGCAGGAAGGCAGAACCUUCUCAAUUUUGCCAACACAGGUGUUGAUGAGAUCAACUACACCAACUUCCUGGCAGAGGUCAACAAAGGUGUGACGAGGGUAGAUUUGCUGGCAUUUGCCAGCAAACUGGAAGCUCUGGCCGAUGAUCUGCCACGGGGGGCGCUAGAAAACGCACUAAAGGGCCAUGCCACCAUCAUCCGGCAGAUCCACAGCCAGCGGGUGGUGCCCAUGGAGCAGGCCAUGAAGUAUGUUAGAGCAAAGAACACACUGGGUCAGAGCAUUGUGAUACUGCAGAGGACAGCCAGCGACCUCCCUGCGAAAAUCACCGACAUCCUGAACACUAUCGAUAUGGCAGAAUAUCUGAUCACGCAGAAUGCGACGCAAGUGGUCAAGCAGGAAACCUCAAAAUAUAUCCUGAACAUUGUCGGCUACUUUAAACAGUAUAUAGAGUGGGCCAAGAAUUCAAUUGAACUAGAUGUGGGGGUCUGCAAGCCAUUGAGCAACAUCAUGGACACUGCAGAUAUCGUUGCUUGUAGCUUCAUAGUGGACUCAGUGAAUGCCUUUUGGUUUGGGCUGGGCUGCUGUACGGUACUCCUCAUACCCAACAUUAUACUGUCCGUAAAGCUGGCCAAAUUCUAUCGCCGAAUGGACACUGAAGAUGUAUAUGAUGAUUCCUCUGUCUCAGGGACUUGGCACUUCACCUUGUGAUAACCAUUCCUGCCCUUUCCAUUGCUUUUCUUGUCUUUCAUAACUUAUUUUCUCCAUUCCAAGCAUCAUGUGGUGCACUCUGCACUUUGAGGACAGUUAAAACAUUUUACUUUAUUUAAAAAAAAUACAGAAUGACGAUAUCUUAAUCGGCAAUCCAGAAACCCCAUAUUUAUUGUACAACAUGUAAUGGUGUUUUUUUUCCUUCUUUAUGUCUUUGUAGUGUGACAAUACCCAUGAAAAUGUAAGGUUUCGCCCCCAUUUUAUGUUCUAUUUUUAAAUUAAAUCCAGCUUAUCACCUAUCAUUCCUGGAUGUUCUCCGCUUACGCUAAGAAUUUUAUAACGCUACUUUCUUACACUUUUCUGGUGCUGCCUUUAGCCUUAAAUCCUUGUAAAAUUUGUGCUUUGUGGAGAUUUUGUUCCCUUUUUUUGCUUUAUUUGCUCAAACAGUUUAAAACGACAGAAACGAAUAACCUAACCUUUAAAAACAAAUACAAGUCUGUCAUGUUUAUUUGAUUUUUUAUCACUUUAUUUCAUAUUUGAAAGAGCAUCUUAGGAUGUAUACUUGACCAUUUACACAUUACAUGCACAUCUGUACAGCCUGUAAAUGUCAUUCUAGAGCAUCAGACCACAUUGUCACUUAGUUCCAUCUAUUACCAUUUGUGCAUUUUUGUUUACAUUUCUUUUAUAUCCAAUGUUUUGUUUCAGUAUGGAAAUUGGUAAUAAUGGUUAUCAUAAUCAGCAUUUGCAGUGUAUUCCCAACCCUGUAAUGGCCAGGUAAAAUCCGUAUAUCUAUAUAUAAUACUUUUUUAAUUGCAUGCCCUUUCAGAUGCAGUCGGUGGUGGUUGUAGUGGUGUUUUAGAAGAUAUGUUCAUGCAAGGAAUGAGUGCAUGUUAAGGGCUAUAGUAAUCAUCUGACAAGACCCUCAGACCUAUUCACGGGCUGGUUAAGUAUGUAUUCAUUACUACAAAUUAUAGCCAAAUAACUUUUACUAAAGAGGGUUUUUAGAUGGGAUUUACUAGAAGAAGUUUCAAUCAACAGGGAAGUCAAGUUCAAUAUUCGAGAAAAGUCUUACGGUGACAAAGCACAGCGAUCGCCACCAUCCAGCAAGAUUAUCUGAAAUAAUUUGAACCUAUUACAGUGAUAACAGAAGUUCAUUAUUGCCAAGUAAAACAUUUAAAGAGUCAAUUAUUGAAAUGUUAACAGAAAUAUGUCGACAUUUUCACCGCUUGCUGCCAGACUGCAUGGUCGCGGGCUUGAUUUGCAUGACGUGACGAUAGAAUUGCGACUAACGCCGGUGGCACACGCACAUUGCUGGCACUCAUGCCUUGACUUGCAGUCCCCUCCCAGUGUGCUGUAAGAAGAGGUAGGACUGCAGGCAUUCUGCAUGGACACCAUUGUAUGUGCCUUGCGUGCUCGCUUCCCCCGACUCACAUUAAUCUGUCAUCCAUACAACCCCUGACACCUGAGGAAGUCUCCUAACCGCAUGAAUGGGCUUCCGACAGUUUUCUUCAGCUGCCUGUGUGGCAUGACAGAGUUUAAAAGCUGGAGGCUAAAUUGCCCACAAAGGGUCAUACUGCUGGCUGGCUGUAGUCAAAACAGUUCAUAAUGUUGUUGAAUGUUUCCCCCAUUGGGUGGUUCGCAACAUAUCAGUUGGUCCUAAAAUAAUAUUCCAUUUACCCCGUUGCAUGGCCCAUCUCUUCAUGUGUCAUUAGAAUUUUCCAUUAAUUUUGUGUGCCGUCUUUAAAAACCAUGUAGGUUCUAGAAUGUUCUUUCCACCCGCCUAUUGUGCCGCCUGCUCGGCACAGGGUCUCUGUGGGGUCUACUUUGACCUGCAUGUAUAUUUCAUCGUACCUCCAUAAGCAGUACAUGUUCUACCACGCUUACAGCUUUCCUCUGUUAGCUGAAAGGCCUGAAUGAGCCACGUGAAAGCUGCUCUGGUGUUAACCAUCCCCUGGACUUGUUUUUUUGCACCAUUAGCAUCUCUACUUAUGAUACAAUGACUAGAUUUCCCCGCGCCUCAGCACCCCCCAGGCACGCGGACUGGUGAGACCCCGACUGGUCAGCACCAUCAAUGGCAUGAAUUAAGAGACCCUCGUUGGGUUCCUGAUGGACAAAAACGAUAGAGGGAUGAGCUGCUGAAGGGGCCGUUGUUGAGGGUCUACGUGUGCAGAGUCUCCCCCUCCCUGCUGUGCCCUCUCCACUGCCUCUCCAUUUUCAGAGGUGGAAAGUUCCGGUCCAGAAAGUACAAAUCCAGGCCAAGGUUUUGUUUCGACCCACCAGUUGCAUACUCUGUGACUAUCACUCUUUAUGCUCAGCUGGUUGGUUGAAACAAAAUCUUGGUCUGGAUUUGUACUUUCUGGACCUGAACUUUCCCCCUCUGCCCAUUUUCAAGGUCAGCAGACAGAACACCAAACCACACCAGAAAUUCUUAGGUUGUGUGUGUGUGUCUUUUUUUUUUUUUAAAGCCGACACUGUUUUUAUAUUCAAAGUGAGAUAAAACUUGAAGCCUGAUUAUGAAUUACUGUCCAACGUACGUCACAGCUAGCAGUAUUUCAGGAUAUUUACCGGUGCAGUUACAUGACAAAACCAACAUGUACAUUUUGUAUGCUGUCAACUUUGGGACAUGUCCCGUAUAUUUUGUUAAUAUUUGUUUUGUAAACCAUGUCCUUCGUAUUUAUGGUUCUUCUACUGUGUACAUCAUCAGCAUUUAGGAUACAGUUCUGGUUUUGCUGCACAAUGCACAAACUAUUCGAGUUCAGUUACAGUAAGUUACUGCAGUGUUGUCUCAAAGAAAGUUUUACUGUGAAAACAGUUACAAUGUAAGAUUCUUCUUUUUUUUUUUUUUUUAGAAAAAUUAAUAAUAACGAACUAAUUGGUAAAUAUGCACACCUUAAAAUUAAAGGCAAUCUUGGCUGAUUUCCGCAGCAUUUUCUUUAGAAACAGCUUGACUGUUGUCUUGUUAUUGGCAUAUAGACAGUAUGUAUAUUGUGACAGGAUUCAAUAUUAUGAGCAUAGAUAUAAUUUUGCAUCACAGAAAGAUUAGAUGUAACAAGCAUUCUGUCAUCUGUUGCCAGACAUAAUAAUAUCUGACGUUACUUCAAUAUUAAGCUAUUGAAAUUAACUGAAUGAUUUUAGACAUAGAAUCAUCAACGUAUAUUUAUAUUGACUGUGAAAGUAACUAACUUAAUUUGGUGGUAUGAUACACUAAAGGGACAAUUUGAAGCCAAAUUUGAAGCCAAAAUGUUUUUUAUCGUAGCUCUGGGGUCUUUGGAGUUAGAUUGGGGGCUCUGAUGAAAGUAAAUAAUAUUCCAUAAUUUUUUUACGAAAUAACGUAAUAGUGAAGAUUGACUACCAAAAAAAAUAUAUAUAUAUAUAUUUCUGAGCGGUAAUAACAUAUUAUUUCUGGUUUAAUGUUAUGGAGAGGCAUCGAGGCAUUCACAGUAAUUAUUAUUAUAACACCUGGUAUUCAAAGCAAACUAGACACACAUGCUGUGUGAGACUUGUAGCCUGGGUGUCUCGUCUUCACCUCUUUUUGCGUACGUUCAUUGAGGAUUCCCGAACGCCACCUUACGAACUGAACCGCAAGCCAUGCAGUGGCUCGGUGAAUGUUUAGGGCUUGAGCGCUAACUAGUAGCCAGUUUCUAACCAGUUUAAAACAGUACGGGACUGUUUUUAUUCAUUUAUGUAUUUGGGCUUCUGCCCAGAAAUUGGCCAAUGGCUGCUGCUGGAACUUGACACCACUGGAGAGCUGAACGUGUAAAAAUUGUGAAUAAAGAAUUCAGUUUGUUGA
Brienomyrus brachyistius is the source of this 6615-nucleotide messenger RNA. Its product is annotated as prominin-1-A-like. Bases 312 to 2825 code for a protein of 837 amino acids. NCBI's taxonomy places the organism in Eukaryota, Metazoa, Chordata, Actinopteri, Osteoglossiformes, Mormyridae. Gene Ontology annotation, molecular function: cholesterol binding. The transcript is spliced from 26 exons. The record is from RefSeq and is a predicted model, not a curated record. Gene Ontology annotation, cellular component: apical plasma membrane; prominosome; cilium.